CGAGAAGAUCUUGUCCGAGGUAAGGGCAAAGGCUUGGUUAUCCUUCUUCAUGGUGUACCAGGCGUUGGUAAGACCAGUACAGCGGAGUGCGUCGCAGAAUACACCGGACGACCAUUAUACGCACUGACGUGUGGUGAUAUCGGGAAAACGCCCAGAGAAGUACAGGACAGUCUCUCUGAAGCCUUCAGCCUUGCAUACCGUUGGAAUUGCGUCAUGCUCCUCGACGAAGCUGAUGUAUUCCUUGCUGCACGUGAUGGCACCGAUUUGAAGCGCAACGCGGUAGUCUCGGUGUUCUUGAGAUCACUCGAAUACUACAGUGGAAUUCUGUUCUUAACGACGAACAAAGUGGGUUUCUUCGAUGAAGCCUUCAAGAGUCGCAUUCACAUGAUGCUGUAUUACAAAGAACUUAACAAGCUGCAGACCGAAGAAAUCUGGAAAGUCAACCUCAAUCGUCUCCGAGAGAACAAACCAACGCUCAAUUUCGAUGUGAACGUUUUGCUCAAGUGGGUACGAAAAGCCUACCGCGCGAUGGAGAAGGAUGACAACCGACGCCCAUGGAACGGAAGACAGAUUCACAACGCUGUGCGGACAGCGGCAGCGCUGGCGGCUUUCCAGAAAAAGAACACAUUGACGGUGGAGCACUUGAAGCAAGUCGAGAAGGCCAGCGAAGAGUUCGACAAGUAUCUCUUCGACACACACGGCACGGACGAU
This is a messenger RNA of Pseudocercospora fijiensis CIRAD86, 711 nucleotides long. RefSeq lists its product as uncharacterized. Gene Ontology annotation, molecular function: ATP hydrolysis activity; ATP binding. The transcript has 4 exons. The annotation marks the transcript as partial. The record is from RefSeq and is a predicted model, not a curated record. NCBI's taxonomy places the organism in Eukaryota, Fungi, Ascomycota, Dothideomycetes, Mycosphaerellales, Mycosphaerellaceae.